This is a messenger RNA of Hyaloscypha bicolor E, 288 nucleotides long. RefSeq lists its product as uncharacterized. NCBI's taxonomy places the organism in Eukaryota, Fungi, Ascomycota, Leotiomycetes, Helotiales, Hyaloscyphaceae. The transcript has a single exon. The annotation marks the transcript as partial. The record is from RefSeq and is a predicted model, not a curated record.
GGCCUAGGAGUUCUAUAUACGAGUCUGGAUUGUUCAUCAGUACGUCGAACGCGGCUUCAAGGGUCUCUGCUACUGAACGGAAUUGCAGCCGUUGCAUUUGUCUCUUCAAACUACGCAAUGCAAUGUCUCGCAUCUCCUACAAGAGCCGAGAUUGACCUAGCCCAUUCCAAACUUCAAUCUAUAGACAUUGGUAGACAAUCUUUGCGAAACCUUUUGAGAGUGAAGUGGUCUCGAAAGUUAAUAUGGUUGUUCCUCGCAGCGUCUGGAAUUCCUCUACACAUACUGUAA